Molecule: messenger RNA, 1336 nt
Organism: Drosophila kikkawai
Lineage: Eukaryota; Metazoa; Arthropoda; Insecta; Diptera; Drosophilidae
Gene: Rcd-1
Product: Required for cell differentiation 1
Biological process (GO): mRNA catabolic process; negative regulation of translation
Cellular component (GO): CCR4-NOT complex; P-body; CCR4-NOT core complex
Source: RefSeq, a predicted model, not a curated record
GGUUUUGCACUAUCGCGAUAGUAGACAAAUCGAUAUGCCGACCGGAGUCGGUGUUAUCGAUAGUGCUACGAAGUUUUACUUCGACCUCCAAUUGUUUUUUUUUACAUUUUUCGCAAAAUUAAGUGUUUUUAAGAAUCCCUAUCGAAGUGCGAUUGCAGGUUCUGUACUCGGACCCUGCCCGGCAUAAUUUGCCGCUGGUCCCCGGGCUUGCGGCGAACGAAAUAGGGCUGCCCAGAGAGAAAUCGAACAUUCGCGAUGAGUGCCCAGCCCAGCCCCCUCAUGAACCCCCAGCAGCAGCAGCAGAGCGAGCAGGAGAAGGUGUACCAAUGGAUCAACGAACUGGCGCACCCCGAUACCCGCGAGACGGCCUUGCUAGAGCUGAGCAAGAAGCGUGAGACCGACUUGGCCCCCAUGCUGUGGAACAGCUUUGGGACGGCCUGCGCCUUGCUGCAGGAGAUUGUCAACAUUUAUCCGUCUAUAACGCCGCCGACGCUGACGGCGCAUCAGUCGAAUCGCGUAUGCAAUGCUCUGGCUCUGCUGCAGUGCGUCGCAUCGCACCCGGAGACGCGCACGGCCUUCCUGCAAGCCCAGAUACCGCUAUACCUGUAUCCUUUCUUGUCGACCACCUCCAAGACCAGACCUUUCGAGUACCUGCGCCUCACCAGCCUGGGAGUGAUUGGUGCCCUGGUCAAAACCGAUGAGCAGGAGGUGAUCACGUUCCUACUGACCACGGAGAUUGUGCCCCUUUGCCUCAGUAUCAUGGACAGCGGCUCGGAGUUGAGCAAGACCGUGGCCACGUUCAUCAUCCAGAAAAUAUUGCUGGACGAAUCGGGCCUGUCGUACAUCUGCCAGACCUACGAACGCUUCUCCCAUGUGGCCAUCACCCUGGGCAAAAUGGUCAUCCAACUGUCAAAGGAUCCGUGCGCCCGGCUGCUGAAGCAUGUUGUCCGCUGCUAUCUACGCCUCUCGGAUAACACUCGCGCCCGCAAAGCUCUGGGCCAGUGUCUGCCCGAUCAGCUGCGUGAUGGCACCUUUGCCCUGUGCCUGCAGGACGACAAGUCCACCAAGCAAUGGCUGCAGAUGCUUCUCAAGAAUCUGGAGUUGGGCGCCACACCGCAGCAGAUUGGCAUGUCACCGCUAGGCUCCUAAAUCACUGCCGCACUCUCUCAUUUAGGCGCUGCUCGCUAUAAUUCUGUCAGAGUCGCUUCUGGCAGAAUCAAAAUUGUAAAAUGAUAAAAUUGUAUGUACCGAUAUAUUAAUGUUAAUAUUAGUUUGACCCUGAUAGUAUAUAAUUUACACCGUAAAUAAACAACAAAAUGCAGAUGCAACGUUGAAA